AUGGAGGGGUUCGUAGUAUGCUCAUCAUCAGAGUCGAUCGAUAGCGUCUUUCCUGGUAGCACUUGUCUUUUCCCGCUUAAUGUGGCGCGUCAAGCGUUGAUUCGAGAGCAGCAAGCGGGAUUCCUACCAGGUAGAUGUUGCACUGACCAGAUCUUCGCACUGCCUCAGGUUUACCCAUCUGUUCUCCAUAACAAGCUUUCUUGGCAAGGGUGUUCUCAGACUUUUAAGAUUGCGACCUUAUUUGCAGAGCUGCGUAAGGGCUUCCACACACAAGGUGUUAUCCGACAUGGAUACCCACUCUCUCCAUCCUCGUUCCUAUUCGUGCUCGACGAGUCAAUCAGAGGAACACUGAAAAGUCUUCAAAGCCCUCAUAUUCGAGUAGCUGCUGACAAAAUUCUCCAUCUGGAAUACGCAGACGAUGUCGUUUUCUGUUCCACGCUGGUAGUAUUUUUGGAUGGACCGAAAAAAUUAAUUCAGUCCUUUGGCACGCGCUUUGCACCUCUAAAGUGUAAGGUCAUUAUUCUGGACAUGCUGUCACCCACCAUCAUCAUCAUCAUCAUCAUCAAUGACAGCACUGAUGCUUCACUGCCGUACAACCAUAAACCCUACACUGAGGAGAAGAGAAAAAGAGUGGGUGAGGGAGAGGACCUAGUGCUGGCCUAUGUCAAGCAUACUGAGUGCAAAAUAUCCGUACUAAAAUAUGAGGAAGUAGCAGGAUCGGAUGGCCUGUAUCUAUCCCUGUUCAAAGAAGAUGUAGAACGCGUGGUAACCCAUCUGACAAAGCCUAUUGGUGCUACAUGGAACGAACAGAAGGUGCAUGCAGAGUGA
Opisthorchis viverrini is the source of this 828-nucleotide messenger RNA. RefSeq lists its product as hypothetical. The record is from RefSeq and is a predicted model, not a curated record. Bases 1 to 828 code for a protein of 275 amino acids. NCBI's taxonomy places the organism in Eukaryota, Metazoa, Platyhelminthes, Trematoda, Opisthorchiida, Opisthorchiidae. The transcript is spliced from 6 exons.